AUGUCCAUGUGGCUGGACCGCUUCUCGGUGCAGUCACGGGAGCCCACACCAUCUCCAACACCCACAUCCACCAGGUCUUUCUCUCCCGCGCCGAGGAGGUCGACACCGCUAGGACCGAGUACUCUGCAACGACGACCGGGACUGCAGCCGAGGAGUUCGUCGCUAUCCCUAGCAUCAGUCGCUGGUUCGACUGAUAGCUUGCCGGCGACAGCAAGAGUCCCGAAUGGCUCGAACUUGAAGAACCAGCUGUCACAGCAGACAGCUCCAGCCGAUGGACCGGAUCCCCUAACAGUUCUGCAAGGCAUAAUUGGCCCAACGCGAAAGCCGGAGAAUGAUGAUCUUGCCCUGGAAGGCCUCGACACCACUGCACUUGCACAGCAGAUUGACUUUGGUCAUUUGAGCUUGCAAGACUUCGCGAGCCAGGAUGCAGAGUGGGCUGAGAAGGGAAGCGAUGAGGAGAACGUCAAGGUCAUUCAGGACUUUGAGCAAGAGAAAGACAAGUUCGAAGAUUUGCACAAGUCUAUUGUGGCGUGCGAUGAGGUUCUGAAGUCAGUCGAGACGUAUCUGACCAGCUUCCAAGCAGAGCUGGCGGCAGUGUCUACGGAGAUUGAAUCUUUACAAAGUCGUUCGACAGCAUUGAAUAACAAGCUAGAGAACAGGAAAGCUGUUGAGAAAAUCCUCGGUCCGGAGGCUGAGGCUUUCAGCAUCCCACCUCACGUGGUACGGAAGAUUACCGAAGGCGCAGUCGAUGAACAGUGGAUCAAAUCGCUGCAGGAACUGGAAAAGCGGUCGAGAUCCAUAGAUGCCAAGCUCAGAGAAGGCAGAGAUAUCAAAGCUGCUCAAGAUGUUCAACCUUUCAUCAACGACAUCUCAAACAAAGCUGUAGAGCGUAUUCGCGACUACGUUGUGGCGCAGAUCAAGGCUCUCCGGUCGCCCAGCAUCAAUGCUCAAGUCAUUCAGCAGAACAGCUUUCUUCGAUACAAAGAUGUGUUCUCAUUCUUGGUUAAGCACCAGCCUGGUCUCGCAGAAGAGAUAUCGCAGGCUUACAGCAACACCAUGCGAUGGUACUACUUACACAACUUCACGCGAUACAAGGCGGCCGUGGAAAAGCUCAACGUACACGUCAUUGAUCAGACUGAUGUCCUCGCAGCUGAGGGUGGAGUGCGUAGACUGGGCAAAUCUGGGCCUCCUCAUGACACCUUCUCCAUUGGCCGACGAGCUGAUGUUAUUCGCUCAACGAACGACACAGCAUUGCCUUCCUUUGCCGCAGAAGAGGACAAGGGCACACAUUAUAUCGAAGUACCAUUCAGAGCGUACAAUCUGGCAUUGUUAGAUAAUGCCUCUGGCGAAUACUCUUUCCUGACCGAGUUCUUCUCCAAGCAGUCGUUCCACGCCACGAACAGGAAGUUCAAUGAGAUUUUCCAGCCGACCUUCGAACUUGGAUAUGCUCUGACCAAACAAUUAAUCGAGCAUACACUGGAUGCACUGGGUAUCUUGAUCUGCGUACGUCUCACGCAACACUUUGCUUUCGAGCUGCAGCGUAGGAAGAUCCCCGUGGGCGAGGGCUACAUCAACGGCACGAACAUGCUUCUUUGGCCUCGAUUCCAGCAAAUCAUCGAUGCGCAUUGCGACUCGAUACGAAAGCUCACGGCGUCACUCUCAGGGAAACCCGCCGGUUCUGCGCUCAGCUUGACAUCCUCGCCCUCGACAGCUCAGACCACAGCGCCUCAUCCUCUCACGCAACGCUUCGCCAAUUUCCUCCAAGGUAUUCUUGCUUUGAGUAGCGAGGCGGGAGAUGAUGAGCCAGUCUCGAACAGUCUCAGCAGGCUACGAGGGGACUUUCAGGCCUUCCUGAUCAAACUGAGCAAAGGCACGGCAGAGGCGAGAAAGCGGGAACGGUUCUUGUACAACAAUUAUUCGCUGAUAUGUACGAUUAUAGGAGAGACCGAGGGGAAGUUGGCGGAUGAGCAGAGGUCACAUUUUGCUGAUUUGAGGGAUGAUCUGGGUAUUGAACCUUAG
Molecule: messenger RNA, 2019 nt
Organism: Fulvia fulva
Lineage: Eukaryota; Fungi; Ascomycota; Dothideomycetes; Mycosphaerellales; Mycosphaerellaceae
Product: Vacuolar protein sorting-associated protein 52 B
Exons: 1
Coding region: 1-2019 (672 amino acids)
Biological process (GO): endocytic recycling; Golgi to vacuole transport; retrograde transport, endosome to Golgi
Cellular component (GO): GARP complex
Molecular function (GO): syntaxin binding
Source: RefSeq, a predicted model, not a curated record